Molecule: messenger RNA, 1644 nt
Organism: Aspergillus affinis
Lineage: Eukaryota; Fungi; Ascomycota; Eurotiomycetes; Eurotiales; Aspergillaceae
Product: amino acid transporter
Exons: 4
Coding region: 1-1644 (547 amino acids)
Biological process (GO): amino acid transmembrane transport
Cellular component (GO): membrane
Molecular function (GO): amino acid transmembrane transporter activity
Source: RefSeq, a predicted model, not a curated record
AUGAGUGCCAAAGCGUUCGUGGUCGGCGCAGAUAGGGAGCUGUCGCCUGGUCGCGUUGAGGCUGGUCCGGUGCCGAAACCGAGUGAUCAGGAACCAGCCAUCGUUCAAGAUGAGGAGGAUCAAAAUCUAUCGCGCAGCUUGCAACAGCGUCACACGCAGAUGAUUGCGAUCGCGGGUGCGGUUGGAACUGGUCUUUUCCUCGGCCUAGGAGGGUCUAUACAGACCGGCGGCCCGCUGGGCGCAUUAUUGGGAUAUUCGCUUGUAGGGCUGGUCGUGUGCGCCAUCCAGAUUGCACUCGGGGAGGUGUCCGCUCUCAUGCCCGUGACUGGCUCAUUUGUUCGCCAUGUCGAGAUUCUAGUUGAUCCGGGGUUGGCGUUUGCGAUCGGUUGGAACGUCGUGUAUGGGGCUUUUAUGUCGGUCCCAAGUGAAAUCGCCGCCUCGGUUGUGUUGAUUCAGUACUGGACGGAUCUCAAUGCCGCUAUUUGGAUCUCGAUUCUGAUUGUGCUAUCGGCAUCGGUCUCUCUCCUUUCGGUCCGAGUGUAUGGUGAGGUAGAGUUCAGUCUUGCGGUGAUCAAAGUGCUUUUGGUGAUUGGUAUCAUCUUGAUGGGACUGGUUAUUGACCUGGGCGGCGUACCCGGCCAAGAAAGAUUGGGGUUUCGAUAUUGGGAGCACCCUGGGCCAUUUGUUGAGUACAUUGCGACUGGAUCCUGGGGUAGCUUUCUGGGGUUCUGGGCCGUCAUGACGAACGCCGUGUAUUCUUUUGCUGGCGUCGAGAGUCUGGCGAUGGCUGCGGCGGAGAUGCGCAACCCACGACAGAAUAUCCCACGGGCGUGCAAAAGAGUUUUUGUGCGAGUCACAUUGUUCUAUUUUCUUGCCGUCCUGAUCGUGGGAAUGCUGGUUCGCAGUGAUGAUCCUCGACUCGGAGAUGAGUCGGGCACUGCGGCACAGAGUCCGUUCGUCAUUGCCGCAGUGCGUGCCGGGAUCAAGGUCGUGCCAUCGAUCAUUAACGCCGGCGUGCUGAGCUCGGCAUGGUCUGCCUCGAACCAAAGUAUGCUCGCGGGUACUCGCACACUGUACGGACUGGCAUUGAAGGGUCAUGCGCCGAAGGUCUUUCUGCGGACGACCAAGCGUGGUGUUCCAUAUGUGUGCUCCGCAUUGCAGAUCACAGUCUCCUGUCUCGCCUAUCUCAGUUGCUCCAGUGGAGCGUAUAAUGUGUUCAAUUGGUUCCUGACGCUGACCUCCGCGGGAGUUCUUAUCUCGUGGAUUACGAUCGCAUUCAAUCACAUCCGGUUGCUGAACGCUUUCAAGGUUCAGAAAGUGUCUCCGCACAAGUUGCCGUGGCACAAUUCUUGGUCUUUGUAUGCCUCUUGGUUCGCAUUGACGAUGUGUUUGAUUUUCUUGCUCACCGGAGGCUUCGUGGUUUUUACACGAGGAAACUGGGAUCCGUCCGGUUUUGUCUCCUCCUAUCUGGACAUACCACUUGUCCUGUCAUUUUACCUGGGCUACAAGUUUAUCAAGAAGACUAAGCUUGUUCCAUUACACGACAUUCCUAUCGGUCAAGCCUUAUAUGAAGCCGAGAAUGACAUUGAGAAUGUCCCGGUUCGAACGAGCAAGUGGUCUCGAUUCAACAUCAUCUGGGGAUAG